Molecule: messenger RNA, 1142 nt
Organism: Zea mays
Lineage: Eukaryota; Viridiplantae; Streptophyta; Magnoliopsida; Poales; Poaceae
Product: Ankyrin repeat family protein
Exons: 2
Coding region: 75-851 (258 amino acids)
Biological process (GO): protein K6-linked ubiquitination
Cellular component (GO): BRCA1-A complex; BRCA1-BARD1 complex
Molecular function (GO): ubiquitin-protein transferase activity; protein binding
Source: RefSeq, marked validated
CACGGGUGAGGUCUAUUCCUUCCUGCUACAGUCCAAAGUCAUGGAUCCAAUUACCUGACCGAUUCGCGAGACUGAUGGGACGGCGUCACAGCGGCGGCGGCGGCCGCGGCGGCGGAAGAGGAAGAGGGCGAGGGCGAGGGCGUGGGCGAGAUGAGGAAGAAGAUCUUCCUCUGCACAAGGCUGCAAGGUCUGGUGAUGCGGCAGCAGUGGAGUCGGUGAGCGAGUCCAACCCUCUCGCCGUCAAUUCAAGGGAUCGCCUCUCACGCACACCACUCCACCUGGCUGCAUGGGCUGGGCAUGUUGAUGUUGUGAGAUGCCUUUGCAAGCACAAAGCUGAUGUGGGAGCUGCAGCAAUGGACGACACUGCAGCACUUCAUUUUGCUUCCCAGAAAGGCCAUGUAGAAGUGGCUCGUGAGCUGCUGGCAUCUGGGGCCUCUGUGAAAGCCAAGAACCGGAAAGGCUUCACGGCGCUGCACUUUGCUGCUCAGAAUUCUCACCUGGAUCUUGUGAAGUACCUUGUGAAGAAAGGUGUUGACGUCACAGCAAAGACCAAAGGUGGCCAGACAGCUCUACAUGUCGCUGAGGAUGAUGAAGUGCGUGCGUUCCUGAAGGAGUGCGAGCAAUCCUUGAAGAAGGGUGCCGAGCUACCAUCGGAGAAGGAUGAUUCUGCCGAGAAAGAGGGCGAUAGCAAGUCUUCAGGUGAGGUUAUGAAAGAUGAGGAGGAUGCAGAGCAGGGCGAGAAGAGGAAAAGCGAAUUGGUUGGUGCGUCGAGUUUGUCAGGAGCAAAAAAAGCCAAAGUUUCUCUUGGUCAUCUAGUUUGUGAAAAUGACAUGGACGAGGAAGAGGAGUGAUUUCGAGCAGCCUUGACCUUGAGGAUGCAAUAGAAGUGCACUUCGAUGUUUUGUUAUGCUAGUCUUAGUCUGUACGGCGAUCUUGAAUGUAAAGACAAGUGCAAAGUUGAAUCUCAGUUCUCAUGUAUUGCAUGGAUGAAAAUUCUAAGGGCUUGUUUGGUAGGACUCUGGCUCCUUUGAAAACGGAUGUAGCUCUGGCUCAUUUAUUUGUAGGAGCAGCUCCUCCACAUGAGUCACUGUACCUCAAUUUCUGUAAACCAGUUUCUUAAAAAAAAAUGGGUGCUUUUAAAC